UUUUCUUUUGCUGGACUUGGAUCACGAUGGUCACGGUUGACUUUGACUUUCUUCUUCGUUUCGGUUGCUCGAUGAUAUAAAAAAGUCUCGUGUACAACUAAGACUAACCCUAUGUAUCAGUUUUGUCUUGAGUGUGUCGACGACGUGUACCAGCUCUUCUGAAACACAGACACACAUCAGUGUACGCGAGGGCAUCGGAAAAAAAGUACCAUGCGUGGCGGUGCGUACACGCGCGCGGCUUUUCGUUAUGCCAAGGCCCGGAACGAGCACUGCUCUUCCUGGGCCAAAAACUUCAACCGCAACUUUAUCCUGAGCAAAAACGUCCCCACCCCAGAGUCAAGAUGGCGAUCUCGCAACACAAAUCCAGAGGUUUUGUCUGUAGCGCAUGACAAGUUGCCGUCCGUAAUGUAGUGCAGGUUAGCAAGGUCAUCCGCAUUACAAACCUAGCUGCUCAUUCUGUUUACAGCAUCACAAAUUUCAAAACACGAUUGCAAAUGCCUUUCAUGGGGCUGCGCAUCACAAGUUUGCUUGUCAUUGCGAAUGAUCUGCAUGACAACUAUGGUGUGGGGACGUUUUUAUUCACGAUAAACUUUGCCUCGGGCGGAGCCUUUUACGUGAAUGGCAGCAUGCCAAAUUUUGCCGGCGGCGGGGCAGCGAGCUUUUUCGCCAUGGGGGAGCCGAUGCCGGUUACGGGAUUUGCGGAACAGCACACGGUCGGGAAUUCACUCACCUGCAAUGGAAUGACCGAGUUGACAAGUACUGAUGAAGUUAUUUCUUUUCGGAACGUAAGUACUGAUUCAAUUUCGGUACUAUUUGAUUAUACAUCCGUACUACUUUUUAGCAUGAGAAACUUUGUUGAUGCACGUGGAUGGGAUUCUUUAUACAUGCAUGGAUGGAAUUGGAAAAUUUCUGUUCACUAAAAAUGGCAAUGAAAGCGACGUUUGUUCAACAAUAAAAUCUAUCAAAUGCAAAAAUGUCUGGGUCUGAAAGGUUGCCAGGUUUGUCAUGCAUAGUUUGCAUGACCCAUGAUGCUUGUAACGCAUGGCCUAGCAUCACAGACUUUUGGAGGGCAUCCUGAUGCCUAUUCCGCAUGACAAAGAGGAAAACGGAGAAGAUAAGGAGGUAGAGGGGGAGAAUAAAGAAGAGGAGUCGGACCACGUAGCUCUGCUAGCAGACAUAGUGUGGAUCCCAGAGCCCGAGAAGCCCACAGAAGAACAAAAACAGAAGAAAGAAAAAGAGCAAAAGAGGUGGAAACUUAACGCGCGCUAUACGCUGAUGGUGCCGACAGUUGAAAGCUCAAGGCAGCGAAUUGAGAUCAUAAAAGGGAAAGAAAGACUUCAGAAGAAAAACCCUGGCACGCAGCUGGUGAAAUGGCCGAGAAAGUCGGUGACGUUAGAAAGACUACAGCAAGUGAUGGAAAAAGCAGGGACGGUGCCAGAAAAUCGCAGGAGCAUGCUAGGGAUGCAAAAAUGGCUGAUGGAGAAACUAGGCGAGGCAGGCGUGCUGAAACUAAAAGAAGUACCGAAACAGGACGCGAAUUACGAAAAUUGGCAGAAGAAGAAAAAAGAAGAGCGGAAAACGCAGGAGAAAGAGGAGAAGAACGAGGAAACCGCACGACGACAGGAGCAGAAAUCGAAACAGGACGAAAUGGAAAAGGCAUGGCUGGCGUCAUUCGCAGAGAAGCCAAAGAAGGAAGAGAAAAACGAGAAAGCGGCUUAUGAGACAGCUAGAAAGGUAAAAGAAGCUGCGUGCGGGGUAGGCAGAGGAAUGCCGAUGGGGGAGGCGAAAGAAGUAACAGUAGGCGGCACACUAGUGCAAGGGGUAGAAGCAGCGACAGAAAGGAUAGCGAGUAGCCACCUCCUCAAGUGUGAAUUCGUGAGAAAGCAAAAUGACAAAAAGCACACAUAUGACGGAAAAGAGCUCGAAAAAGCGCUACGACAGCUCACGCAAGCAUGUAAAGAAGUAAAGAGCAUACGACUUACGGGGCCACAAUUGCAAGCACAUGUCUCAAAGUUAAACAGUGAAGCAGCAGGCAUGGAUGGGCUCCGACAAGGAAUAUACCGCGCCCUCACACCAGAACAAUACCAAGUGCUAGCAGAGGUGUUUAGUAGGUUUUUAAAAGAAGUGGAGGAGUAUGAGAUGAAAAGAAACGAGGGAAGGGGGCCGAAGCUCCUGGAGGAGCACCUCAACGCGGUGCAGGUGGAACUGUUGAAAAAACAAACAGCAGCAACAACGGCAAUAGAAAAGAUCCGGACCGUGAUACAGGGGACAGCGAUGGUGAGGGUGUUGCUGAGCGUAGUGGUAUAUGAAAUGGCGCGGGUAGCCGACAAAAGUGACGCAUUCACCCGAUGCGGAUCAGCAUCAAAACCAGGAGCAAGCUGCCAAGCCACAGCGCUGCAGGUCCUGGAGACAUGUCACGAGGGGGAAGAGAAGGGCGAAGCGGAAACACCGGAUGAAAGAAAGGAGGGAGGUAAUGGGAAAGGGAGAAGAAGAAAGGAGACGGUAGUCUUUGGGCUAGAUGCGUCCAACUAUUUCAACAAUAUAGGGCUACCGAGGGCAGUAGCAGCAUACAGAGCUGCAAAACUACACCCGUGGUUCAUAAAGUUGAUAAUAGUAACAGCGUGGACGAAGGAUUUAUGGAUCAGAAACGGGGAUUGUUACGGACACGUGCUAAGACAUCGCGAACUCAUUCAGGGCGCAGUAGAAACGAUGUUAGCGGGGACCCUGAUCUUCCUCCCAGGAGUAGAAAUAAUCGCGGAAUUCCUCGAAGAAAUCUUUAAUGAAGACGGUAGGGCUGAAGAGGAAAGGCUAAAAGCAGCAGAAGCCAAGAUGAGAACGAGGAUUAAAAGGCUUUACAAGGGGGGCGAUAUCGAUACAACUUUCCCCGAUUACAAUGUCAGAGAAGAAGUCGACGAGAUCUACCUUAAAGAAGCCCCGCCAGUAGUCACGGGAUACAGAAAGGGAGAGAAGGUAACGACAGAGCAGGGAAAAAGAAAGGUGAAUGAGAAAAGAAAAAGGGUGGAGACUCGAUACUACUCAGGAACACUCCCCGGAGAUGGGAAAAGAAGAUGGACCCUAUGCGUGCAAUACGUGGACGAUGGCACAGUUGUAAUAAAGUUCUUUAUCGAAGAUAUGCAAAUAGUAGCGCGCGCGCUCAGAGCAGCAAGCUGGGCAUAUGAGGAAAUCUACGCAACUGAAGGACAAUUCUUGGCACCACAGAAGUGUGAAGUUGCAACGUCGAUAGAAGACCCGCUGAAGGUAAACGUGAUCAGACAGGCCUUCCAGCCUUUCGGGAUUCUGUUCGAGGAAAAGACAUUUCUGAAGAUUCUGGGGAUCAAAAUAGUGCCGAAAGACAAAACGGAGCAAGCCAAGGCCCUGAGGGGACAGGUAAGACAAAGUAUAGGGAUAGGGCAACACCUGGCGCACCAAGUAAUGGCGAAAAGGGGAAGACUUAACGGCGAGGAACUCACGUGGGUAGUGCAGGUUUUCUUUGUGUCGGCAAUGAUAUACUUCCUGCCAGUGAUGCAUUUAUAUUUCGACCUAGGAGACUGGGCGGAAUUGAUGGGCGAAAUGGCGCUGACAAUAGCUGAAACACUGGGAAUGACAACGGAGGCAGUGGAGGAGCUGAUGGCCCGAACAGAAACAACGGCGGAGGCAUUCUAUAGGGUAGUGCUCGGGAUGAAUUUACUCGGACUAGCUGACCCGUACACGAUGGGACUGAAAACGUUACGGGCAACGGCGCAGGCAAACUACCUAACAGACCCGGCCUUGUUCGCACCAUUAGCAACGACGCCAGUGAAGGUAGUAGGCGAAGCAAAGGCGGGCAUCCCGAAAACAGAAGAACGAAAAAUGCUGAAAAGAAAAGAAGCCGACAUAGCACUGCUGCGGGCGCUGAAGGAUGGCGCGACAGUUAGGCUAUCGCCGGGGAGUGACCUGCGUGCAGUGGGGAUCGUGAAGGAGAGAAGCGCGCGGGGUCCCCCAAGGGUAGAGGAUCAGUAUACACACAGGGGGAGCGCGGGUUUGGUAGUCAGCAGGAACAGAAAAGGAGGCCUCGGGAAGAAAGGGCAGAGCGAUAGGAUGCAAAAAAUAUGGGUGAAGCAUGCCGGAAAUGAAAGAAGUACAACCGUCACAGUACAAGAGGCAAGUGAAAGGACGGAGAAACACAUGAGGACGAUAGAGACAAAAGUGGAGCACCUAAAGACUGAAAUAAGAACAGAGGAAAGGACUUUCGUGGCAUACUGCAACAACGCAAUGAGGGCCAUAGAAAUAGUCACAGAGAGGAGGAAGAAAGAAGGCGGAGCGGUGCAGAUUAUACUGCUAGACUACCACGAGUUAAGGGAGAAGACGCGGGGGAUACUACGAAAAGGGCAUGGGAUAGGCUUGGAGCUACAGGAGACAAUAGAAAAAGCCGAAAGUGAGGACCCGGGCCUAACCAUAGUAACGAGAUGGGGAAAAGGAACUGCAAGCAGAGCAGAAGCGACAAGAAAUAUAGACGGAGGGACCAAAGAAGAGAUACCGCUCAGGGUGGCCAACGUGUUAAAUCACGACAAUGAGUAUACGGACUGGGUGCGGUUCGACUUUGGGACGAAGCGGAUUCCACUGAAACCGGUGUGGGAAUGGCCGGAAAUGCCAAAAAUAGAAAGGCAGGUAUACAUACAUAGGAAAAUGAAAGAUGAGGAGACAGAAGGGGACAAAAAGAAAGAAAACGCAGAAGACGGGGAUGGUGACGAAAUGAAGCAAGGCUUAGGAGAGAAAGACAGCGCGAAAUCUCAAAAGAAGAAAGAAGCGAAAAAGAACACCAACACAGAGAGGGUAGGAAAGGGGAGUGGCGCCGCAAGUAGUCAAAGUAGAAAUAGCCGGGCAAAUGUAGAAAGAAAGCAAGAAGAAAAAGGGGAAGAAAGAAGGGAAGGAGAGACACUCUCUGAAACUAUACUGCGACUAAUCGAGAAAGAGAAGAAGAAAGCAGAGGAAACUGGUGACGAGAUGGCGCAGGGGGCAUUCAGAAUAAUCCAAAAAGCGACGAAACUGUUGCAGGAGGUAGAGGAGGCGAACAAAGAAGACGAUGGUAGAAAGUCAAACGAAAAAGAAAGGGGGCGGGAGGAAGGAGACCAAGAAGAAAGGAUCAGCGAAGACGGAGAAGAGGAAGAAAAAAAAAGUUUCUACGGGGCGCAAGAAUAUGAAGGCACUCGGAGAGGAUACGUGUUUAAAAGAGGGGCGAUGGGACAGGGAUACUAUAUAGAUCAGGGUCCAGAAGAGGCAACGCGAACACUUUUUCGGAAUCUGGUGGCGUGGGGGGAGGAGGAGCAAAGGGACGCGAUUAAUAAGGAGCGGGCGGAGGAAGGUCAAGACGAAAAAGUGGCGGACCAAGAGCAGCAAAAACGGAGAAAAGUGGAGAAACAAGACAAGGAAGCGAACCAAAACGGUGGCAACGAGGACGAAAAAAAGAAGCGAACGACGGAGGCCUCCAACUUCCCCACAGUCGAGAAAUUAAUGGCAGAUGACCCCAUGACAUUGAUGCAGAAAGAGAAUGAACAGCGGGAGAAGGAGAAGAGGAUACAAGAGGAGAAGAGGAGGAGGAGGCAAAGGCAGUACGAAACUCCUAUGCAGCGAGAACUAGCCCAAAUGUAUAGAGCCCUAGAAAAAGAAAACAGCGAUGGAAAAUGAAUGAAGAAAGAGAAAAUAGUGACUGCAGUGUGUUUCUUUUUUUCUUUUGGACGAGAUUGAUGAAUGAGUAGCAAAGUAGAGGCAAUAUGAGGCCUCAUACGUGAAUGAAAUAAAGGAGCAAAGAAGACACAGACCGGGGCUCAAAGCGAAAAAGAAAAUGCGGGGUGUUCUGGCGGGUGCAGAGGGAAGAGCGUAGACACAAAAAGUAACAGAAAAGAGCGACAAAAAAUGAGGCGACUGCGUAUGGAUCUCCGUUCGACACGUUCCCGCCAGCCCGGAGGGGUGCGGCGAUGCUAAUCAUUUCGUUCCCGCCAGCCGUAAAGGCACGGCGCUGCUUUUCCUCUCCUUGUACCGGCGAACCGCACGCACUGACGCGUUAGGAAACGAAAAGAAAAAGAAAGAGAAGAAAGAAAAACUAUAUAAAAGAAGUGGCGCCAGGGUUGCUAAUUUAAAAGACUGCGCUAAUGCAGCGCCCCCCUUCCCCAAGGGGUCCCCCCGGGGCGGGCGCGAUGGCGGCUCUGCGAGUGCGGAGCUCCGCGGGCCGUUUCUAUGGAAACGCAUAUAAAAGGGUGCGGGAAGAAGAUCGGCAAAACGUGUCUGAAAGGGACACGCCGUUGGGUUGCCCGCCAUCGUGAUAGGAUCACCGUGUCUGAUCAUUAGACCCCCAGUAUACUUUUUAGCGCGCAACCGGCCACGCGCGUAGUUCUUCGAGCAAGUUUGUAAGACUAACCCAUCAAGGCAAUACUGGAACUCCACCUUGCUCGCGGGCUUGGAUGGUAAGGCAGGUCAGCCACACAUAGCGCCCACUGGUUGUAGUCAUGCGUAAGCAAUCGAUAGCGGUUUAGCAGGUGCAGCCGGGUGGUAGUUAGGAAGUGGACCGCGUCUCCACCUAGGGGUAUCGGCAGAGGCUAAAUCUGUUCUAACGCCCAGGUAUUGGCAGAGGCUAAAUCUGUUCUAACGCCGACCCGCCAGGAGUUAAAUGGUACUACUACUACUACUCGCGUAGCACAAAAUGAGCUCUUCUUCCUGGUCAUGCAAUACAAAUGUUUUUAGGAUCCGAAAAUAGCAUGACAAGUUGCAUUCUUCCAGACCCAGACAUUUUUCCAUUUGAUAAAAUCACAACCGCAGCGUCCGCCGACCCCGCAGAGUCUGAGCUGGCGGCUGCUGUGGCUUAUCAAGUGCAAAAAUGUCUUGGUCUGGAAGAAUGCAUGUCUGUCAUGCUUGUCUGGCAUGACUCUUGAAUCUGCCAUGCACGUGACCCAAGAGCUCCAUUUUUCUGUCAUGCAGAAACGCAGUUUGUCAUGCAGAAUAGGCAUCAACACCUAGAAGCUCAGAAACUUGUCAUGCUGAGCCAGCACUUCUGGCCUCAUCAUGAUACGCCACCCAGCAUCACAAGUUUCCAGAUUCAGACAUAUUUGCAGUUGAUAUGGCUGACGCUUUGUCGUCCAUGUUAAACCACGGAUCUGUCACCUGGAGUCCAGUAUGCUGCGUCAACAACGGCAUUUGCGAAACCAGCAUGGGAUUUACAACAGGACUAAGGAGCUUAUUUUCCAUAGCACUUGAGUACUGUUUGAAGGAUACAGCAGAACCGGGACACUGGGUGGGAAAAAUGCAGGCGUAAACUACAACACUUUCGGCACAACAGGACUUUUUCUUUACGGAAUUAGGUCGCAGAAGUUCCGGUUUUUACAACAUCAGCCGGACUUCUCUGUAGCGACAGCGACAAGACGUAAGGGAAACAAAGGGAGUAGUGCUGUUGCGGCAAGGCGGCAAUAGCGGACCGCGCAUAAUUUUCCUUUUUGAAAUCGAGCAUACGAGAACAGUUUGAAAGAAGACGAUGCAUUGGACAGUUUGAAAGAAGACGACUCUUUUUUGCUCUUUGGAUUAUUUACUUUGACUCCUAUGUAUCAAAUCGAAAAAUGCAAGGAACAACACCGAAGUAGUAGAAAAUGUUUUUACAGACACUUCGCGCUCCUGGACGAAGCUGCAUUGCAGUUAGUCGCACCUGAUCAUAACAGAAUGAUCACGUUUCGUGUCUUCCG
This is a messenger RNA of Amoebophrya sp. A120, 7706 nucleotides long. The record is from the annotation of a GenBank genome assembly. NCBI's taxonomy places the organism in Eukaryota, Dinophyceae, Syndiniales, Amoebophryaceae.